Molecule: messenger RNA, 1156 nt
Organism: Sitophilus oryzae (rice weevil)
Lineage: Eukaryota; Metazoa; Arthropoda; Insecta; Coleoptera; Curculionidae
Product: circadian clock-controlled protein-like
Exons: 5
Coding region: 247-1002 (251 amino acids)
Source: RefSeq, a predicted model, not a curated record
GAAAACAUUAAUAGACAAAUAACGUUAUUUUUCCCUCAACUUCGAACAUUUUUUUUCUUUCGAUGACAGUAGUUACGUUGAAGACGGCGUAUGUGAAUUAAGUAACCAGUUUCAUGGCAAAGUGAAAUCACGAAUACGUCGCGGUGGUUAAGAUAAGCACAUGCACGCUAGGGAUACGCCAAGUAUGCUAGCGAUUUUUUUUGUCGGUCCUCGCGUAUGUUGUUAACAAAUAAAAUUUAAAUUAAAAUGAUUGAAUGGAUUUGUGUAAUUUCCGUACUGAGUUUAGUGCCAAUUGCUAAGAGUCAAAUAGAUCUAGAGGAACAUUUCCAAAAUUGCAAAACCAGCUCUUCGUCAUUUGAUAAUUGUGUGAAAGACGGAAUUAAUGACUUGAGGCCUUUCUUUCAGUCUGGAUUGCCCGAUUAUCAUGUUGGUUCUUUUGAUCCAUUUUUUGCUUCACAAGUGCACCAAAAGAGAAGUGGACCAUUUUUUAAUUACAAGUUGAUAUUAAGAAACGUAACAGAAUCUGGAUGGACCCAAUCACAAAUUACCAAGUUUUCAACGAAUCCAGACAAGUACCAUGUGCAGGUCACACAAGAUUUCCCGGAUAAGCGUCUUAAUGGUAUCUACGAAAUGGAUGGUACUUUCUUCGGACAGAAAAUAAAAAACUCUGGUUCGUGGAACUUGGCCCUGUUUGACUACAGCCAAACUUUGACAGUUUCCAGGAAGCCCAUUCGUGGCCUAGGUGCAAGAUACUCGAGAAAUGCUCCAAUUAAGGUUACGUGUAAUAUUCACAGCUGCAAAAGAUUGCAGUUGCACAUAAGCAAUUUGCUUGGUGGUAGACCUUUAGUUGAAAACGUCUUGGACAAAAUAAUCAACACCGCUUGGCAGCCAGGAUUCUAUCUACUGAGACCUCUGAUCAACGAUUUAGUGGGAACGGCGUUUACAGAAAUCUUCCAGAAAUAUUUUCAAAAUUUUCCAUUUGAACAGGUGUUCAAGCCAUAAUGUAGCUCUGUAAAGGUUUAAACUGAUAUUGUUUAUCCAAAGUUUAUUGAAUAUAAUACUGAGUAGACUUGGUUUAAGUUGGUUGAACUUUCCAUAAUGAAGAAAUGAAAAUCUUUCGUUUUGGUAAAAAAAUCUAACUUUUUAAUAAGAAAUA